CCAGGGUGCUGAGGGGCCCCGGGGGGGUCGCAGAGCAAGGGCGGGAUCCUGUCCAAGGCCUGCGACUACAUCCGGGAGCUGCGGCAGGGGCAGCAGCGGCUGCAGGAGACGCGGCGGGAGGGCGAGCGCCUGCGCCGCGACAACGCCCUGCUGCGCCAGCAGCUGGAGGAGCUGAAGAGCGAGAACGCGGUGCUGCGGGCGCAGCUGCAGCCGCCCCCCCCCGGCGCCGGGGCGCCCGACGGGCCGCCCUGAGCCCGCCCCCGGCACGCGGGACACGCCACGCACACGCCACGCACACGGGACGCGCCACGCACACGCCAACGGCGGGGGACGCGCUGCGGACAUGCUGUGGGCACGGGGCGCGCCGUGGACGUGCCGUGGACACGGGGCACGCUAAGGACAUGGGACACGCUAAGGACAUGCUAUGGACACGGGACGUGCUGUGGACGUGACGUGGACACGGGACACGCUAAGGACAUGCUAUGGACGUGGGAUGCGCCGUGGACGUGUGGUGGACACGGGACACGCUAAGGACAUGCUAUGGACGUGGGAUGCGCCGUGGACGUGUCGUGGACACGGGACACGCUAAGGACAUGCUAUGGACGUGGGAUGCGCCGUGGACGUGUGGUGGACACGGGACACGCUAAGGACAUGCUAUGGACGUGGGAUGCGCCGUGCACGUGUCGUGGACACGGGACACGCUAAGGACAUGCUAUGGACGUGGGAUGCGCCAUGGACGUGUGGUGGACACGGGACACGCUAAGGACAUGCUAUGGACGUGGGAUGCGCCGUGCACGUGUCGUGGACACGGGACACGCUAAGGACAUUGGACACGCCAAGCACAUUCUAUGGACACCGGACGUGCCGUGGACACGGGACACGUUACGGACACGGGAUGUGCCGUGGACGUGUCAUUGGCACGGGACAUGCUAAGGACAUGGGACAUGCUGUGGACAUGGGAUGCGCUGUGGCUGUGUCAUGGAUAGAGGACAUGUGAAGCACAUGGGACACGCUAAGGACAUGCUGUGGACACGAGAAACACCUUGGGCACGGGGGACGCGCCAAGGACACGUCAAGGACACAGGACAUGCCACGGAUGUGUCACGGACAUGGGACACAGCAAGGAUGUGGGGCGCAGGACACGCCAUGGACACGCCAAGGGCAUGGGACACGUCAAGGACGCGGCGCACAGGACGCGUCGCGGACAUGAGACGCGCCAGGGACAUGCCAGGGACGUGGGACACGCCAAGGACACUCAGGGGACACCGUGUCCCACGCUAAGGACACGGGACACGCUUGGGACGUUGGACACAUCAAGGACAUGGGUCACAGGACACGCGAGGAUACGGGACACGCUGGUGACAGAGGACAAAGGACACGCCAUGAACACGCUAAGGGUACAGACAUGCCAGGAGCACGCCAAGGAGGCGGGACAUGCCAAGGACACGCUAGGGACAUGCCAGGGAGAUGAGGCACGUGAAGGUCACGGCAAGGACAUGGGAUAUACCAGGAACAUGCUAAGGACAUGCUAAGAACGCACCAGGGCAGCAGAAAAACCCCAAGGACCCACCGGGGACACGGGACAUGCCAGGAACAUGCCAAGGACACAGACAUGCCAUGGACACGCCACGAACCGGCCCAUGCACGCGUGUGUGUGUCCCGGACUACCCAGCAUGCUCCUGAAGCCGUCCGCACACGCGUGUGCGUGUCCCAGCUGCGGGCACGUAUCUAUGGCGACGCGUGCACACGCGUGUGCCCGUCAUGGCUGCGUGCGCAUGGCCCCAGAGCGGGCCGCACACGCGUGUGCGUGACCCGGCCACGUCUGCCUGUCCAUGCUGUCGUCGCACACGCGUGUGCGGGUCCUUCACGCCACGCGCACACACGUGCGUGUCCCGGCCCUGUCCGUGCACCGUCGUCCCGUGUGCCCGGUCACGUGUGCGCGCUCCCCGUGCCGCCCGCACACGCGUGCGCCUGUCCCCAUUGCGUCCGCGUGUCCCUUCCCCCAAGCGCACACGCGUGUGCACGUCCCGGUCCCGUGUACAUAUCAAAUCUGCCACGUGCACACGCGUGUGCGUGUCCCCGUCGCGUGUGCGUGUCCCCAGUGAACUGUGCACACGCGUGUGGGGUUCCAGGUCCCCUGUGCACACGUGUGUGUGCGAAUCUGGUCCCCUGUGCACACAUGUGUCCGAUUCCCAGUCCCAUGUGCACACGCAUGUGCAUGUCCCGGUCCCGUGCGCACACACGUGUGUGUGCCCUGCUCCUGUGUGCACACGCGUGUGCGUGGCCCAGUCCCGUGUGUGCAUCCCGGUCCUGUGUGCACACGUGUGUGAGCCCGGGUCCGGUGUGCACACGCGUGUGCACGUCCCGGACCCACAUGCACACGCGUGUGCGUGUCCCGGUCCCGUGUGCACACGCGUGUGCGUGUCCCAGACCCACGUGCACACGCGUGUGCGUGUCCCGGUCCCGUGUGCACACGCGUGUGCGUGUCCCAGACCCACGUGCACACGCGUGUGCGUGUCCCGGUCCCGUGUGCACACGCGUGUGCGUGUCCCAGACCCACGUGCACACGCGUGUGCGUGUCCCGGCCCCGUGUGCACACGCGUGUGCGUGUCCCUGCCCCGUGUGCACACGCGUGUGCGUGUCCCGGUACCGUGUGCACACGCGUGUGCGCUGUGCCCCCCCCCCUCCGCUCCCCAAAAUCGCCCGUUCUGGCCCCGAAACGCCGCCCCCCCCCCCCCCCGCGGUGACGUCAUACCGGGGGGGGAGGGGCGGGCGGCGCCGCCGGCCCCGAUUCCGCCUCUUUUUUAAGGAAAACCGAAUUAUAAUAACGAUGACGACGCUGA
Rhea pennata is the source of this 2843-nucleotide messenger RNA. RefSeq names its product putative protein CRIPAK. NCBI's taxonomy places the organism in Eukaryota, Metazoa, Chordata, Aves, Rheiformes, Rheidae. The coding region runs from base 1762 to 2808 and encodes 348 amino acids. The record is from RefSeq and is a predicted model, not a curated record. The transcript is spliced from 2 exons.